Trametes versicolor FP-101664 SS1 is the source of this 624-nucleotide messenger RNA. Its product is annotated as PIN domain-like protein. The annotation marks the transcript as partial. Gene Ontology annotation, cellular component: small-subunit processome; nucleolus. The transcript has 5 exons. The record is from RefSeq and is a predicted model, not a curated record. Lineage: Eukaryota; Fungi; Basidiomycota; Agaricomycetes; Polyporales; Polyporaceae. Gene Ontology annotation, molecular function: small ribosomal subunit rRNA binding.
AUGCGGCAGAAACGAGCCAAGGCGUACCGCAAGCUCAUGUCUCUCUACUCCCUGUCCUUUGGCUUCCGACAACCCUACCAAGUGCUCAUCGACUCGCACAUGUGCACGGAGGCCAUCUCCCACAAAAUUGAGCUUCUGAAGCAACUCAGCGUAGUCCUACAGGGUGCCAUCAAGCCCAUGAUCACCCAGUGCUGCAUCCAUGAGCUAUACUUGCAGGGGAAGGACGCGCAACCCGUGGUGGACCUUGCCAAGGAGUUUGAGCGACGGAAGUGCAACCACCGCGAGGCCAUCCCGGGUGACGAGUGUGUCGCGAGCGUCGUUGGCGAGACGAACAAGCACCGGUAUGUCAUCGCGACACAGUCGCAGGAGCUCCGUCAAAAACUACGAGCCAUCCCGGGGGUGCCCGUCGUACACAUGAACCGUUCGGUGAUGAUUCUGGAACCACCAAGCGAUGCGACUCUCCGAGUAAAAGCCCUGGCAGAAGAAAAGGCUCUGCAUCCCUCUGCACCAGAAGCGGCUACGCUUCCAGCGACGGCACCUGAGGAACGUCCCAAGAAAAAGAAGGGCCCGAAGGGCCCUAAUCCUCUCAGUGUGAAGAGGAAAAAGGCGGAGCCAAGCGCGACA